Messenger RNA from Aspergillus uvarum CBS 121591, 1923 nucleotides. Its product is annotated as UPF0187 domain membrane protein. The transcript is spliced from 7 exons. NCBI's taxonomy places the organism in Eukaryota, Fungi, Ascomycota, Eurotiomycetes, Eurotiales, Aspergillaceae. Gene Ontology annotation, molecular function: chloride channel activity. The coding region runs from base 351 to 1787 and encodes 478 amino acids. The record is from RefSeq and is a predicted model, not a curated record.
CAACGCUUAAAUUUAGUAGUUCCUCAACUCAUAUUAAGCGUCGAUUCAGCUCCCAACCCCCCCUCCCCAGAUUUCAUUCCCAAAUCUUCUUCCUUCUUCCUUCGUCUCACUCCUGACUUCGUCGAUGUUCGGGGUGUUUUCCUUACUGAGUUACUCCAUCCCUCGCUAUUCACUCCCAUAGUCAAUUCAACUAGUCGACUACUCUCCUGUUUUCGGUUUCUCUGUGGAGCCAGUUCAUCGUCCGUCUCCCAAGGCAGGUCCUUUGUGUGCGAGCCGUAUAAUUCCUACUGUGCAUCGUCUUUGUUCCUCCUCCCUCGAAUUCCUCUUACACCCCAUCACCACCAGCAACCAUGUCGGAAGAAGCAGGACAUCAGGAGCCGCCUCCUGUCGCGCCGGUCCAAACUGCGAAGAAUGAACCCUCCGCCAAUGUACAAGAGAAACCAUUCCGGCCGGGGCGCCUGACGCCACGCCCCAGCUUCCUCGAGAACCUCGCCAACUCCCGCGACAGACAAUUCAUGCUUGAUCGACGCAAUUCGAGUGAACUCAAUCGAUACUUUCAUGGCCCCCGCGAUCUCGAUAGACACUCCAAAUGGCCCCUCGCCUUCCGGAUGCAUGGCAGUAUCAUGCCCAAAAUGAUCCUCCCCCUGUUCUUGGUUGCCCUCUGGGCGACUGCUAUCACCUGCAUCUCCCGCUUCGUACAUUCUCUUGGUAUCAAUAGUAUUCUGCUCACAGUCACCGGUUUCGUGGUCAGUCUGGCGCUUUCAUUCCGCAGUUCUACUGCCUAUGAAAGAUGGGCGGACGGACGCAAAUACUGGGCAUUGCUGAUCCAGACCUCCCGCAACCUCGCACGGACAAUCUGGGUAAACACAGCUGAGCGCGAGGGGGAACUAGGAAAAGAGGAUCUACUGGCAAAGCUGACGGCUUUCAACCUGAUCCUCGCCUUCGCCGUCGCCCUCAAACACAAGCUGCGCUUUGAGCCUGAUGUUGGUUACGAAGAUCUGGCAGGCCUGAUUGGUCAUCUCGACACCUUCGCCAAAGAGGCACACGACCGUCAAGUCCUGCAGCCCCCGAAGAAGUCUCUGUGGAAGGAAGUCGGUGAAUCACUGGGCGUUUCGUUUGCAGAGUCCAACCCACGCAAGCUCAUCAAGCGGACCAAGAAACCUUUGGGACAUCUGCCGCUGGAGAUCCUGAACCACCUGUCCGCCUACAUUGACCGCUGCAUUGGAAACGGAACCUUGACCUGCGGUCUUCACCAAAGUCAAGCCAUCAACGGUAUCUCCAGCUUAAACGAAUGUCUGACCGGAACGGAGCGUGUCCUCGAUACCCCUCUUCCCGCCGCAUACACCAUCUCCAUCGCGCAGAUCUCCUGGAUCUACGUCAUGGUUCUUCCCUUCCAGAUGUACAACUACCUGGGCUGGGUCACCAUUCCCGGCUCUAUUGUCGCCGCAUACAUCAUCCUCGGCCUUGCCUUCAUCGGCAGCGAAAUCGAGAACCCCUUCGGACACGACGUCAACGAUCUGCCCCUGGAGACCUACUGCCGCCAACUCGCCAACGAACUCGACAUCAUCUCCGCCAUGCCCCCGCCCAAGCUGGACGAGUUCGGCGUCCGCGAGGAUAACUUUGUGCUCUUCCCGCUGAGCACCUCCGGCUACAACGAAUGGAAGGAACGUUCCGUCGACGAGAUCCGCGCCGCGCUGCGGUCGAAAGUCGUCGCCAACACGGACCCAGCAGGGUCGGAGACGACGACCAUGGUUGGGAGCAUGAGUAGCAAGCAGUCGUCGGUGUGAGAGCCCUGGUGAGGCGUUCAAAAUGGCGAUAGAAGAGUUUCGUGGUGCAUUCAUCAUUGCAAUGAGGGGGCGAGCCAAAAUUCGGGAUUGGGCGUCUUCGUUUUUUUUUUUUUUUUCAAGCAUGCGAGUCUGGUGU